This is a messenger RNA of Sabethes cyaneus, 492 nucleotides long. RefSeq lists its product as uncharacterized. The coding region runs from base 114 to 419 and encodes 101 amino acids. The transcript has 2 exons. NCBI's taxonomy places the organism in Eukaryota, Metazoa, Arthropoda, Insecta, Diptera, Culicidae. The record is from RefSeq and is a predicted model, not a curated record.
UAGAAGUAAGUCGUAGAAACAGAUUGUUUUGCUUCACGGUUUUUGGUUGCUUCAUAAAAUAUUUCUGAAAAAUUUAACUUUAAAAGUGUUGCAACCGAUAAUAACUAAUCAGAAUGGCUCAAGGAAAACUGAAACUUAAAGGUAAACCCUCGACCAACAAUAAAAAACCUGCCAGCAAAAAAGGAAGUGCUUUUAGCGCACGAAAAAAUGUUCCCAUUCAGUCGAAGAAGCAUAAAUUUCAAGAAUCCCAUAAACUGAAACAGGCAGUCAGUAAAACUGUCAACCGAAAGAACGAGGAUGAAAUUCGUAAAUUGGUCUAUGAAGGACAGAAGAAUCUAAGCCAAGCACAGCAAGCAGUUAUAGAGCAUCACAAACGGCAGGCGACCAACGAGCAAGCAGGAGGAUCUUCUUCAAAGUGAUUGCAAAGAAUAAAUUAACUGUAAAAUAUUCCUUUUUUGUUUUCGUUUAAAAAUAAAUACCUAUAUCAAAAGU